This is a messenger RNA of Platichthys flesus (European flounder), 942 nucleotides long. Its product is annotated as T-cell surface glycoprotein CD3 delta chain-like. The transcript is spliced from 6 exons. The coding region runs from base 124 to 639 and encodes 171 amino acids. Lineage: Eukaryota; Metazoa; Chordata; Actinopteri; Pleuronectiformes; Pleuronectidae. The record is from RefSeq and is a predicted model, not a curated record. Gene Ontology annotation, biological process: cell surface receptor signaling pathway; positive thymic T cell selection. Gene Ontology annotation, cellular component: external side of plasma membrane; alpha-beta T cell receptor complex. Gene Ontology annotation, molecular function: transmembrane signaling receptor activity.
CAAUCACACUCACUUCCCUCUCGCUCACUCACACACACAAACACACACUGACACAUGAGACACUGAACGCUUUGGGAGCCGAAUCAAGAACUCAGAAAAAAGAGGAGAGCACACACACACACAAUGAUAUUUAAAUCAUUUGUGCCUGCGUGUUUGCUGCUGCUUUGGACACUGCCAGACACAGCAGCAGUUGACAAUAUUUCAGUCUCAACAACAUUAGAAGGGAUUAAAUUGACCUGCAGGGGCGAAAAUGCCUUUUUCCCAAUAACUGAUGCGGCAUCUCAGAGUCUGCUCUACAAAGAUGAGAAUACAGGAGAAUACCAUUGCAUCAAAAAGGGAACGAACGAGACGGUCGCCACGAUCUUUGUGAAAUUUCGGACCUGUGACACCUGCAUCGAGCUGGACCCUGCUUCCAUAGCCGGCAUCGCUAUUGGAGAUGCGGUGGCAACAAUCGUGUUAGGAGUGGCUGUCUACCUUGUCGCGUCUCGGCCAGUUCCAGUCAGCUCUAACAAGAAAACUUCCAAUCGGCAGCCUCCAGCCGAGACCCGCAGCAGAGCCCCAAACGACCCAUACCAGCGUCUGAGAUUCAAAAAUGGUGCUCGGAAGGACGAGUACGAUGUUAUCGGCAACGCUAGAUAGAGAGAUGGACCCCCCCGCCCACAGUACGCUUCUUAAUGUGUAGCAUGUGAUGCUCAACCCUAACCUAAUUUGCUCUUUACGAUACUCUUUAACAGAAAAUUGUGUUUAUUUUCACUGUGCUUAUUUGAUGAGCUUGUUGCAAGUGAAGUUCAGUAGCAACCAUCAUCAUUUUUAUUUUAGCAGUAUUUUGGACCAUGUGUUAUUUUCCUUAAUUAACCAUGUUCUCUCUUCAUAUAUGGGGCUACCUGUGUUACUGAAACUUUGCAAUAAAAAAAAAGCUUUUCUUGUCCGAUGACGCCUGCA